Xyrauchen texanus (razorback sucker) is the source of this 2612-nucleotide messenger RNA. RefSeq names its product adipose secreted signaling protein (gene adisspb). The coding region runs from base 268 to 792 and encodes 174 amino acids. The record is from RefSeq and is a predicted model, not a curated record. NCBI's taxonomy places the organism in Eukaryota, Metazoa, Chordata, Actinopteri, Cypriniformes, Catostomidae. The transcript has 6 exons.
UUCAUAAAUUAUAUUUGAAGUCGGGACUCGGGCAAGUGGUGGUGCUUGCAGAUCAUGUCGUCUGCUGAAACGGAUCUGUUGAUUUGGGGUUCGUACAACUUGUGAAGCGUCUGGAGGCUUUAACGUGAGAUUCACCGACUUAACGCUAACAUCUGCAAAGACAGUUUGGAGCCUCAUUAAAACUGGGUAGAUUUUAAUGGUAGAAGAUAUCUGUGAUGAGACCGUGACUGAGCCUUUUUUCUGAGUUUGGUCCUGAUUGAAGACAGAAUGGCCACUGCCAAGAAAGCUUCAUCUAAAACGGGGGGUGUUCGCUUUGCCCAGGAACCCGCUGCUGCCGCCACUCACUCUCAUGUGCAUUUUGAUGAGAAACUACACGACUCCAUCGUCAUGGUUAUACCAGAGUCAAAUGGAAAUUUCCUGGUUAAGGUGGGCUUCCUUAAAACUCAGCACAAGUAUGAGAUUGUGUUUACGUUGCCUGAGGUGCCAGGGCUUGGGAAAGAUGUCUGUCCGGCCCCCAUCCCAAAUCCACACCUCCGGAUCACUAAUUUAACCAAAUCUCCAGAUGGAGGUCUAAGGGUGACGUGUGAAUAUAUGGCCCAUCAGGAGGGAGUGAUGAGUGAGGAGCUUCAGAUUGUUAGUGAGAGCAAAGAUGAUGUGUUUGUGAAGGUCAAAGUUCAUGCCCGUGUUAUGGACCGUCACCAUGGGACUCCCAUGCUGCUGGAAGGCGUGCGAUGCAUAGGAGCAGAGCUAGAGUAUGACUCCGAGCAAAGCGACUGGCAAGGAUUUGACUAAACGCUUAAACCUCAUAGACUUUCUAAUCAGUGCUAUCAUAUCUGCUAUGUGGGUGGGGGUAUUGCUAGUUGCUCAACAAUCUGUAGUAGAACCCAGUCAAGGCUUCUUUUGUCUGCACGCAGCAUUUCAGAACACUGUGGUUACUAGUUUGUUCUUAAUGUUACAAUGAAUUGCCGGAAUGAUAUGUUUAUUGCAGCUCCCUGUGAUUUGUCUCUUUUUUUUCUUUUGUUUUCAGUUUCGCAAGAAAACAAUCAAGCAGUGUGUUAUUCUCUAACUGAAUUCCAGUGUAAUGGUUGAAUGUUUUUUUUUUUCUUUGUUUAUUACUGUACUUUGUUGCUCCAGGCUGAUGUUAUUAAUACUGGAUAAUCGAGUUAUCUCUUGGGAAUUCUUGAACUGAAUGUGAGCCAAACAUAGGAACUGUGGGUGCUACAGACCACAAAAUCAAUUCUGUAUCAUGAAACUUUUUGCCAUUUGUUGUUGAAAUGGAUUCAAGUAAAUCAUUUGGAUUCAUCACUUAAAAAACAAAUGUUGGUCUUCAUGAAAAUGAUUGUCACUCUAAGGGCUGUUCGAAACUUUUGGCAAUGUAUUUGUCUUUUGUUUGUUACAUUGGUCCCCAUUUGUAGAGUGUAGGUGCCUAACAUUAUGUGCUUGUCUAUUUCUUUUAAUGCCAGCAUGUCAUUUUGUAUCCAUUUCACGCUGAAUGUUGCAGGCCUUAAUGAAAUGUCUCUGUUUGAAUUCAUUUAACCGUAUAUGUGACGUCCCUGAAUUUCUAAUUAACUACUAAAAAUAUGAAUAUGAAAUCUAGCCUACCUUUCAAAAGGUGAAUGUUCUUGAAAUCUGCAGUCUACAUGUUUAAUACAUGUUACAUUUCUAUUAGUUAUAUGUAUAUCUCGAUCAGCCACAACUUUAAAACCACCUGCCUGAUAUUGUGUAGGUCCCCCUCCUGCCACCAAAACAGCGCCAACCUGCAUCUCAGAAUAACAUCGAGAUGAUAUUCUUCUCAUCACUUUUGUAAAGAGCGGUUAUCGGAGUUACUGUACACUUUAUCAGUUCAAACCAGUCAGGCUGGUUUGACCUCUUUCAUCAACAAGACAUUUCCAUCCACAGAACUGUCACUCACUGGAUGUUUUUUGUUUUUGGCACCAUUCAGAGUAAAUUCUAGAGACUGUUGUGUGUGAAAAUCCCAGAAGAUCAGCAGUUACUGAAAUACUCAAACCAACAAUCAUCUAUGAGGUUAUCUAAUCACGCAGAGGUUAUAAAAUCACGCAGAUACAGUUUAGGAGCUUCAGUUAAUCUCAGUGAUUUCGACCGUAGCAUGAAUAUUGGUGCCAGACGGGCUGGUUUGAGUAUUUCUGGGAUUUUCACACGGAACAGUCUCUUGAAUUUACUCUGGAUGGUGCCAAAAACAAAAAACAUCCAUUUGAGGGGCAGUUCUGUAGAUGGAAAUGUCUUGUUGAUGAGAGAGGUCAACAGAGAAUGGCCAGACUGGUUUGAACUGGCAAAGUCUACAGUAAAUAAGAUAACCACUCUGUACAAUUGUUAUUAGGAGAAUAUAAUCCCAGAAUGUUAUUCUGAGAUGCGGGUUGGCGCUGUUUUGGCGGCACGAGGGGAACCUACACAAUAUUAGGCAGGUGGUUUUAAUGUUGUGGCUGAUUGGUAUAUAUAAAUAAAAAAGGUUUCUUCCAGUCUGCUUUGUUUGACGGCUUAUCUUAAUUCUCUCUCUCUCUCAAAAUGAUCUUUUACUAUAAAUAAAUAAAGUUGCUUUUUGAGUUGAAAUGCUUGUAAAAUUAUUUGUGCAGUAAAAUUACAUUGAACAUCCA